Molecule: messenger RNA, 2796 nt
Organism: Aspergillus chevalieri
Lineage: Eukaryota; Fungi; Ascomycota; Eurotiomycetes; Eurotiales; Aspergillaceae
Product: PX domain-containing protein
Exons: 5
Coding region: 1-2796 (931 amino acids)
Molecular function (GO): phosphatidylinositol binding
Source: RefSeq, a predicted model, not a curated record
AUGCAGAACGAGAAACGACAGUCGGUGCCGCAGCGCAAGCCGGUCGGCGGGCAUCCUCAGGUCCCGGCACCACCUUCGCAGACCACACCACCACCCCCAGGGCAGAUCCUGACGGGGAGGCAGGAACACUACCUCAAACGCGAACUCAUUGCCCACCAAGUCCGCACCGAGAUCGCCGAACUCAACUCCCCAACCGCCCUGCACCGCUUCGGCGCCCCCUUCAAAUCGGAAUACGGCGAAGUCGCCCCCAUCGACUCCGAACUCCCCAUCCUCCGCUACAUCUUCGUCCACCAUGUCCGCAACUUCCCGUUCCUCGACCAAGCCCGCGAGCAGGAAUUCUGGCAAGACAAACUGCAGAUCUUUCUCGAGUCCUUUGCGAACAAACACGUCUCCUCGUCCGAGGACCGACUUGAAGAGACCAAGAGACGGAAGCUGGCGAGGAAAUGCGAGAAGCUGGUGGAGUUGAUGAUGGUGUCGGGGAUUCCGACGGCGUCGGGGUAUGAGGAGCGGAUACAGUUUUCGGAGAUGGAGGUUGUGGAUCGCGGGGCGAAUGAGAAUGGGAUUCUGGCGAAUGUGCCCGAGGGGCAUGCGAUUCAUGGGUGGGAUGUUAAUGUUGCAGCUGUGAGGGUUAGGUCUGUCCGACGAACAGUGAGGCAUCAUCAGCAUGCUGAAUUCAUCAUUCGUGUUCACCGGGAAGGGCAGUCUGAUUUGUUCGUUGGCAGGCGAUAUGGCGAUUUCUCAAAGCUUUAUAAACAACUGCAGACUGAGUUCCCUGGAAAGCCGCUCCCUACGCUCCCACGGAAGAACAAAUCGUCUUCGACGACGAGCUGGUGGGGCUCGUCGACGCAGGAUGACGAUGUCUCGUCUAUUUCGUCGUUCUCUAUGCAGGAGGUCGGCAUCACUCAGGAGGAAAACCGGUCUUCUCGGACGUUGGCUCCUGGAAACCACCACAGCCACCACCGGUCGUUGUCUCGCUCGUCCGGUCGAUCUGGGAGGUCGUCUCUUGGGAGGUCAAAGUCGCCUAGGCCAUCCAGUGAUGAGUCUAGGGAGACGGUGCUGUACAGAGAGGAGCAGCGUGUUUCUCUGCGCGCGUUCCUGCGUACGCUUCUCCAGCACAAGCGGUUGUCUGAGUCGAAGGCGAUGCAGGAGUUUCUGACAGGAGAGCCUAUUUCUUUGACUGAGGAUGAUUUGGUUGACAUCCAGAGACGCAAGGAGGUUGAUUCUGUUAGGAUCGAGGAGCAGAAGCGGUUCUACGAGAUUGCUAGACAACGCGCUGCUGAAUUGGAUGUUUACAUGGAGAAUUUCCGUCGGGAUAUCGUGGAGAGCAAUGGCUUGACCAAGCUUUUCGCUGAGAUUCGUGAGAAGCAAACUGUCGCCGAUCUUAGUCCUCAGUAUCAGAAGUUUGCUGAGUGGCUUCGUAUUGAGAUUGCUGCGACUCUGUAUCACCUGUUCUUGGCCGAAGACAACUCUCCUGAGCUGUUUGCGCAGUUUAAGCGGAUACAUUCGCUUGUUCCGUAUACUAUCAUGAAGAAUGUGAUCCGUGUCGCUAACCCUGCGGCUGUGAUGUCUGGUGUGCUGGAUAUCUUCUUGGCGCAGCCAUUUGGAUCACGGUCUCUUCUGCAGCGUAUAUUCUCGAUGACUUUGAACGAUGGCAUCAAGUCUUUCCAGAAGUCGAUUGAUGCCCUGGCCGCCAAGGUUGAGGAUCCCAUUCUGUGCCAGAAGUUGAAGGCCUUUACCGACGCAGACGAAGACGCCAAGAACGAGAUUCGUUCCGAAGCAACAGCAGAAGACGUCGAUCUGAUUGUGGCGAUCCUCCGCUCCGAACUGCUCACGCCCGAGCUCACACCCGAACAAUUCGAGCGCGUAUUCAACGGCUACGUCGCCUGGAACUACGCCGUCGAAAACGUCGACCAAGAAAUGCGCGAAGGCGCCCACUGGUUCGCCAACAUGAAACAACUCCUCAAACUCUACACCCGCCAACGCGACAAGGCCAUGAUGCUCAGCAUCGUCGAGGAACCCGUGACUCUUCAAUUAUUCCGCGAUCUGUUCACGAUAUUCUACGAGCCCCUCGUCCGCGUCUACAAAUCCGCCAACGUCUACAGCAGCAUCACCGACUUCGCGCACUUCGCCGAUGACGCCAUCGCCGUCAUCGAAAAGUGCCAGAGCCAAGACGCCUCUGCUGACCCCAACCAAACCGUCCAAGCCUUCAUCGACCUUUGCGAGCGCCACCAGGACAACUUCUACAAAUUCAUCCACGAAGUGCAUCUGCAUGAUAAUGGACUCUUUGGGUCAUUGAUGUCGUGGAUCGAGGGUAUCUUGGAGUUCCUGCGCCACGGGCCUAAUGGCGGGAAAUUAGAUAUGAAUGCUCUGAUCCAGGGUGCCGUUGAUGUGGGACAAGUCGAUAAGAACAAGGCGCUGGGGGAAAUCAAUUCGCUCAUCCAGUGGCAUGAGGAUCGCAAGAGGUGGCAUUUGAACAAAACACGGCAGAAGAUGGCUGCGGAAGGCACUGGCGCCGAAGGAUUCCCAAGUGGAAGUUUCAAGACAAGUGAUUUUGGUCUUGAUGAGGCCGAUCUAGAAGACCUCGCCAUCUCCGACGCCGGCUCUGAUGACGAAGACCCCGAAGAAGCAGACGAGCGCGAAGAUCUGGAUCCCAUUGCGGCUGAGCGCAGACGCAGGGUUAAGAAGCAGGAUCAGCUGAGACGGACGGCGGGGGAGCCGGUGAAGCCGGAGGUUAGGGAGGUGGUGAAGUUGAAGGAGUCGUUUGGGGUUAUGUUGAGGUUAGUUUUGGCGGAGUAG